AUGUUUGUGGAAAAGUUCUUCCUCUUAGCGCAGAGAAGUUUCCUGUAUACCGAUGCCGUGGACAAUCUCAGUGCCGACAACGUGUUCGAGACCAUGGUGUGCGCUGACAAAUACGACGUUCCGCAGCUGCAUUGUGGAGAAGUGUCUGGUUCUGUGGACCUGAACAGUGCUGCGAUUCUGCAGUCGACAGAAUUCACCGACACCUCACAGGAUACACUGCAGAACAUUCUGAAGCGUGAUACCCUAUCGGCCGAGGAAAACGAGAUCUAUUUGGCUGUGGAAAGGUGGGCAGAGGCGGCCUGCGCUCGCAACGCCUUGGAUGCAUCUGGCGCUAAUCGGCGCCAGAAGUUAGAUAGCGGUCUGCUGAGCGAAGGGGAGCUGCUAAGCGUGCUCUUGUACCAGAAUGCUACAGUGAAGCCGCAAAAUCUGCCUUUUCCACAGCGUGCCGGACGGGAGUGUGCAUAG
This is a messenger RNA of Paramacrobiotus metropolitanus, 465 nucleotides long. RefSeq names its product BTB/POZ domain-containing protein 2-like. Lineage: Eukaryota; Metazoa; Tardigrada; Eutardigrada; Parachela; Macrobiotidae. The transcript has 5 exons. Bases 1 to 465 code for a protein of 154 amino acids. The record is from RefSeq and is a predicted model, not a curated record. Gene Ontology annotation, biological process: neurogenesis. Gene Ontology annotation, cellular component: cytosol.